Amphibalanus amphitrite is the source of this 2243-nucleotide messenger RNA. Its product is annotated as solute carrier family 35 member E2B-like. Bases 90 to 1052 code for a protein of 320 amino acids. The transcript is spliced from 8 exons. Lineage: Eukaryota; Metazoa; Arthropoda; Thecostraca; Balanomorpha; Balanidae. Gene Ontology annotation, cellular component: Golgi apparatus. The record is from RefSeq and is a predicted model, not a curated record. Gene Ontology annotation, molecular function: antiporter activity.
CCAGCGAGACGCCAGCGGUAACGCUGCGCCGGAGGCUUCGCCGCUUCAAAACCGCCAAAACCAUUCAAUUCGUCUCCUCCAAAAUUUUAAUGAUGAGUACAUCGGAUUCUGCCCUGGGACUGAGGAGCAGCAGAGCUUUAUUUCUGCUGUUCUUGUGGUAUUUGUUCAGUGCAUUCACACUUUUUACAAAUAAGUAUGUAGUAUCAUACCUGAAAGUUGAUUCAAUGUUACUAGGCAGCAGCCAGGUGGCCAUGACUGUGCUGUGUGGGUUUGUGCAGCUGCAGCUGCCAUGUGGUCCCCAGCACAAGUCACAAACUCUACCGUCCGGCUACUACAGUAGCAUGCUGCUCAUUGGCUGUCUCACGUCGGGGGUGAUUCUGCUCGGCCUUCUGGCACUGUCGUUCGUCGCGGUCAGUUUUGCCGAGACGGUGAAGAGCUCGGCGCCCAUUUUCACCGUGCUGAUCUCGUGGGUUGUGCUCGGCGAGCGGACGCCGCUGCUGGUCAACCUGUCGCUGAUUCCGGUGAUGAUCGGCCUGGCGCUCUGCUCCUCCCACGAGCUCAGCUUCAGCCUGCCCGGCUUCCUGGCGGCGCUGGGCACCAACCUGUGCGAGUGCUUGCAAAGCGUAUAUGUGAAGAAAAUAAUCAAUAACAAGGAUUACAAAUACAGCGCUGCUGAGCUGCAGUUCUACCCGGGAGUGGCCGGCGUCCUAAUUCAGACGCCGAUUCUGCAUCUGACUGGAGGUCGGGCCGCCGUUGGCGCCGUCUCCAUGGCAACUGGCACGACGCUGGCCGCCGCCGGCUUCUUUUACUACCUGCAAACCGCGACGGCGUACAUGCUGAUGGAAUACAUCAGUCCUGUGACCUACAGUGUGGCCAACACGGUGAAGCGGGCGCUGCUGAUCAUCCUGAGCGUGCUGCUGUUCCACAACGCCGUGACGCCGCUCAGCACGCUGGGCACCGCCGUGGUGUUCGGCGGCGUCGUCCUGUACAACGCCGCCACACGACGAAAAUUCUCCCCUGUCGUGCGGUCAACGGACAGGACCUCAAUGUAAUGCAAUAGACGUUUUAUCGGGUGACUUCAGGGAAAGGGAGUGUGGAUAUGUCUAAAGUUGACAAUGCAUCGACAAGUCAGCUGAGUACUGGUGAGGUAGAUGAGCUUCCGCCGUGUUGCGCGUUUGGGUGAAGUUGGCGUACCACUUGUGUGAAAGGACGGGGCAUGCGUUCGGCGAGUCAUUUGCAGCCCAGCGUGGUUUGGCUCCAGUGAGGCGUAGCGUGUGAGGGUCAGAUUAUCUGUGUGUUCACGUGCCGGGCGUUCGAUAUCGUCACGGGGGCUUGUCUGCGCCAGAACGCACGGUGUAUUGCGCAGUGGUGGGCAGUUAUACGUUACCGGAAUGCUACAGAUUCGCAAGACGCAUCCUGCUGCAGUAAUCGGUUUUCAGGGGACGAGUGUAUUAAGCGAUAGAAUGUCGGGUCUAUCGGGUGUCGGUUGCCAUAGAAAGUACUGGCUUGUGUGCGAAGAAACUGGUGAGAAAUGCAAGGUGCCUAUCGUAGUUAGUCACUCGCUAUUUAUGAUACAUUUCAAUGUGUGAUGAUCGGAGAGGUAUCGUGAUGUGAUGCCUGUAGUCUGACAAACAUAAGAAAGAACGUAGUGAGAGCGCCAUAUGCGUUUGGCACGAAAUUUACUGCUGCUAAAUGCUAAUGCAUAGCCCAGAGAAAACCUGUCUGAAAAGCAUUCAGAGAAAUUUUCUCGCAGGGGUGUAGACUGUAGGAACCUCACGACUCACGAAAAGUGUGUGUGUUGGGGGGGGGGGGCAACGAAACUUCAAUGUCACUUUGUCGGAGCCCCAAUACCCAUAGGAAGAAAUUCUUUGUAGUUUUGUGAUCAUCUCACCUUGCUGAACCAUUUCCUGCUUUUAGUUUUGUAUUUAAAUAGAAAAUAAAGAUUUUACUAAAAAAUGGCUAACAAGUGGUGGAGGAAGGCCAUGGUCCCCGCCGCCCCCUCCCCCCUGUUGCUAUGCCUAUGUGUUCUCGGGUAUAUAAAGGCAUGCUACUAUGUCGGGUAUAUUAAGGCAAGUGCAAAAAAAGCACGGUUGUGCUUUAAAUUCGUUCUUCCUUAGGUUUGUCAGACUAUAGAUUCACAGCUCAGUGAGACGCUCUCAACUUGCCGUGGUUGUGAUAAGCACGAUUUUCCCAUUUUAUCUGUCACGUGCUAGAAUAAUAUAAAUAUAUGAUUUUAUUACAUG